Molecule: messenger RNA, 528 nt
Organism: Fulvia fulva
Lineage: Eukaryota; Fungi; Ascomycota; Dothideomycetes; Mycosphaerellales; Mycosphaerellaceae
Exons: 1
Coding region: 1-528 (175 amino acids)
Source: RefSeq, a predicted model, not a curated record
AUGUCAACCAACGAGGGAAUCUUCACAUUCGAGGACGUGCCAUCAAACACUCGGACCACCAGCACUCGAUCUUCGCCUUGGGCUACACCUCAGGCUCAAAGCCACCGCCGUGACUCCCUCGAUGAAGAAGAUUUUCCACCUCUUAGUUCCGACUCGGACUCGGGAAAACCGAGCACGACGAACCAGAUCGACUCAGCCAAAGAAGACGCGAGGAUUGCUGCCCUGAUUCGGAACAAGCCAACAAGCAAGUACGAGGUAGAAAGACCUCAAGAAUUCAUGAUGAGUGGCGGCUUGAGCGAGGACGAUGAGCGGUGCGAGCUAGGCAACGAGUGUGCUCUACGGCAGAAGACAGAGGAGCAGAACAUGGAGCAGCCCGCAAGUACUGGCGAGGGUGAGCAGAAGGGCUGGGGGAGCGUGAGCGAUGGUGAUGAUGAUUAUAGCGACGAUUCCUCGAACGGUGGAUAUGGAAGCGAUGAGUAUGAUGACGGCGUCCAGUAUGGCGCGGGCACGCAGUGGGGAUGGCUCUGA